Elephantulus edwardii (Cape elephant shrew) is the source of this 6587-nucleotide messenger RNA. It is a transcript of the gene MED13L, whose product is annotated as mediator complex subunit 13-like. Gene Ontology annotation, cellular component: mediator complex. Gene Ontology annotation, molecular function: transcription coregulator activity. NCBI's taxonomy places the organism in Eukaryota, Metazoa, Chordata, Mammalia, Macroscelidea, Macroscelididae. The transcript is spliced from 30 exons. Bases 326 to 6553 code for a protein of 2075 amino acids. The record is from RefSeq and is a predicted model, not a curated record. Gene Ontology annotation, biological process: regulation of transcription by RNA polymerase II.
ACUCACGGGAAUCAAAUGGCGUAGGUACAAUUUUGGAGGGCAUGGGGACUGUGGACCCAUAAUUUCAGCCCCAGCCCAGGAUGAUCCAAUCCUGUUAAGUUUCAUCCGCUGUCUGCAAGCCAACUUACUGUGUGUAUGGCGUCGUGAUGUCAAACCAGAUUGCAAAGAAUUAUGGAUAUUCUGGUGGGGAGAUGAGCCCAACCUAGUGGGUGUAAUACAUCAUGAACUGCAGGUUGUGGAAGAAGGACUCUGGGAAAAUGGCCUUUCCUAUGAAUGUAGAACACUGCUCUUCAAAGCAAUCCACAACUUAUUAGAAAGGUGCCUCAUGGAUAAGAACUUCGUUAGGAUUGGGAAAUGGUUUGUUCGUCCCUAUGAAAAGGAUGAAAAGCCAGUCAACAAAAGUGAACAUUUGUCCUGUGCUUUCACCUUCUUUCUUCAUGGGGAGAGUAAUGUCUGCACAAGUGUGGAGAUUGCCCAGCACCAGCCAAUCUAUCUGAUCAGUGAGGAGCAUAUACACAUGGCUCAAUCUUCACCUGCACCAUUUCAAGUACUGGUAAGUCCUUAUGGCUUAAACGGCACGCUGACAGGCCAGGCGUACAAGAUGUCAGACCCAGCCACCCGUAAGUUGAUCGAGGAGUGGCAGUAUUUCUACCCCAUGGUGCUGAAAAAGAAAGAGGAGCUGAAAGAGGAAGAGGAGCUGGGAUAUGAUGAUGAUUUCCCUGUGGCAGUGGAAGUAAUUGUUGGUGGUGUUCGGAUGGUUUACCCUUCAGCUUUUGUUUUGAUAUCUCAGAAUGACAUACCAGUUCCUCAGAGUGUUGCCAGUGCUGGUGGCCACAUUACAGUUGGGCAGCAGGGACUUGGGAGUGUGAAGGACCCAAGUAACUGUGGGAUGCCUCUUACUCCCCCCACCUCUCCAGAGCAGGUUAUCAUAGGUGAGAGUGGAGGUACACAGGGUGCUGUCAGCCACCUAGGUUCCCAGGAGGGGGGCAUGAUAACUAUGCACAGUCCAAAGAGAUCGGGGAAGAUUCCUCCAAAACUCCACAAUCACAUGGUCCAUCGGGUCUGGAAGGAAUGCAUCCUCAACAGAAGCCAGUCCAAGAGGAGCCAAAUGUCAACUCCAACUCUCGAAGAGGAACCGGCAAACAACCCUGCCGCCUGGGAUUUUGUGGAUCCGACCCAAAGAGUUAGCUGCUCUUGUUCCAGGCAUAAACUUUUAAAACGUUGUACAGCAGGACCCAGUCGACCUCCCACAAUAUCGCAACCAGGUUUCAGUGCAGGACCAUCUUCAUCUUCAUCUUUACCACCUCCUGCUUCUUCUAAGCACAAAACAACAGAGAGACAGGAAAAAGGAGACAAGUUGCAAAAGAGACCCUUGAUACCAUUUCACCACCGGCCCUCGGUGGCUGAAGAGUUAUGCAUGGAACAGGAUCCACCGGGACAGAAGCUGGGGUUGGCAGGGAUUGACUCCUCCUUGGAGGUGUCCAGCAGUAGGAAGUAUGAUAAGCAAAUGGCCGUGCCUUCCAGAAACACAAGCAAGCAAAUGAAUCUGAAUCCUAUGGAUUCACCUCAUUCCCCUAUUUCCCCGCUGCCACCAACACUCAGCCCUCAGCCCCGAGGUCAGGAAGCAGAGAGUUUGGACCCGCCGUCUGUCCCUGUGAAUCCAGCCCUUUACGGAAACGGGCUUGAGCUCCAGCAGUUGUCAACUCUGGAUGACAGGACCGUCCUUGUAGGCCAGAGACUGCCUCUGAUGGCAGAGGUCAGCGAGACAGCCCUGUAUUGUGGGAUCAGGCCCUCAAACCCAGAAUCUUCAGAGAAGCAGUGGCACAGUUACUGCCUCCCACCCAGUGAGGAUACUGAGUUCAAGCCGCCCGAGCUCCAGGGUGACAGAUACGAUGCCAAAAUGGAGGUAAACUCCGAGAGCACCGCGCUGCAGAGACUCUUAGCACAGCCUAACAAACGGUUUAAAAUCUGGCAAAACAAGCAGCCCCCAAUGCAGCCUCUCCACUUCCUCGACCCGUCAUUGCCCCUAACCCAGCAACCAGGGGACAGUGUGGGAGAAGUCAAUGAUCCAUAUACCUUUGAGGACGGUGACAUAAAAUACAUUUUCACAGCAACCAAGAAAUGCAAGCAAGGAACGGAGAAAGAUUCCCUGAAAAAGAAUAAGUCAGAGGAUGGAUUUGGUACCAAGGAUGUCACUACACCAGGUCAUUCCACGCCGGUGCCUGAUGGGAAAAAUGCCAUGUCUAUUUUCAGUUCUGCUACUAAAACAGAUGUCCGGCAGGAUAACGCUGCUGGCAGAGCUGGCUCCAGUAGUCUCACGCAGGUGACAGACUUAGCACCUUCCCUGCAUGACUUAGACAACAUCUUUGAUAAUUCCGAUGACGACGAACUUGGGGCUGUAUCACCUGCACCACGCUCAUCAAAAAUGCCUGUGGUUGGGACAGAAGACCGGCCUCUUGGCAAAGAUGGAAGAACCGCAGUUCCUUACCCACCAACAGUUGCAGACCUGCAAAGGAUGUUCCCCACCCCCCCGUCUUUGGAGCAGCACCCUGCUUUCUCCCCCGUGAUGAAUUACAAAGACGGAAUCAGUUCAGAGACAGUGACAGCCCUGGGCAUGAUGGAAAGUCCAAUGGUCAGCAUGGUUUCCACGCAGCUCACAGAGUUCAGAAUGGAAGUGGAAGAUGGAUUAGGGAGUCCCAAGCCAGAGGAAAUCAAGGACUUUUCCUAUGUGCACAAAGUCCCAACCUUUCAACCCUUCGUGGGCUCCUCCAUGUUUGCGCCGCUGAAGCUGUUGCCGAGCCAAUGCUUGCUACCUCUGAAGAUCCCCGAUGCCUGUCUGUUCCGGCCUUCGUGGGCCAUCCCUCCGAAAAUCGAGCAGCUGCCCAUGCCUCCUGCAGCCACUUUCAUUAGAGAUGGCUACAAUAACGUGCCUAGUGUCGGGAGCCUCGCAGACCCAGACUAUCUGAACACGCCACAGAUGAACACGCCUGUGACACUCAACAGCGCUGCCCCAGCCAGCAACAGUGGGGCCGGCGUCUUGCCAUCUCCAGCCACCCCUCGCUUCUCUGUCCCCACACCUCGAACCCCCAGGACCCCAAGAACUCCCAGAGGUGGGGGCACUGCCAGUGGGCAGGGGUCUGUGAAAUAUGACAGCACCGACCAGGGGUCACCAGCCUCUACCCCCUCCACCACACGGCCCCUCAACUCUGUGGAGCCUGCCACCAUGCAGCCAGUGCCCGAGGCCCACAGCCUCUACGUCACCUUGAUCCUCUCCGACUCAGUGAUGAAUAUCUUUAAAGACAGGAACUUUGACAGCUGUUGCAUCUGCGCCUGCAACAUGAACAUCAAAGGUGCAGAUGUCGGGCUGUACAUCCCUGACUCCUCCAACGAGGACCAGUACCGCUGCACCUGCGGCUUUAGCGCCAUUGUGAACCGCAAGCUUGGCUACAACUCGGGACUCUUCCUUGAAGACGAGUUGGAUAUUUUUGGGAAGAACUCCGACAUCGGCCAGGCUGCAGAGAGGCGGUUAAUGCUGUGUCAGACCACCUUCCUGCCUCAGCUGGAGGGAGCCCGCAAAUCCCAGGAGCCUCCUGUUAGCCUUCUCCUCCUCCUGCAGAAUCAACACACACAGCCUUUCGCCUCCCUGACUUUCCUGGACUACAUUGCCUCCAACAGCCGCCAGACUCUGCCGUGUGUGAGCUGGAGUUAUGACCGGGUGCAGGCCGACAACAAUGAUUACUGGACGGAGUGCUUCAACGCACUGGAGCAGGGCCGCCAGUAUGUGGACAACCCCACAGGCGGCAAGGUGGAUGAGGCCCUGGUCAGAAGCGCCACCGCACACUCGUGGCCUCACAGCAACGUUCUGGACAGCAGCAUGCUCUCCUCCCAGGACGUGGUCCGCAUGCUGCUGUCUCUGCAGCCCUUCCUCCAGGACGCCAUCCAGAAGAAACGCACCGGCAGGACCUGGGAGAACAUCCAGCAUGUGCAGGGCCCGCUCACCUGGCAGCAGUUCCACAAGAUGGCAGGCCGGGGGACCUACGGAUCUGAAGAGUCUCCUGAGCCGCUGCCCAUCCCCACCCUGCUGGUCGGCUGUGAAAAGGAAUUGCUCACCAUCUCGCCCUUCUCCUUGCCAUUCUGGGAGAGGCUCUUGUUGGACCCAUAUGGAGGCCACCGUGAUGUUGCCUAUAUUGUGGUGUGUCCAGAAAAUGAGGCCUUGCUCGAAGGAGCCAAAACUUUCUUCAGGGACUUGAGCGCUGUAUACGAGAUGUGUAGGCUGGGGCAGCACAAGCCCAUCUGCAAAGUGCUGCGUGACGGGAUCAUGCGUGUGGGGAAGAGUGUGGCACAGAAGCUGACGGACGAGCUCGUGAGCGAGUGGUUCAGCCAGCCCUGGGGCAGCGAGGAGAACGACAAUCAUUCCAGACUCAAACUGUAUGCGCAAGUUUGCCGCCAUCACCUAGCACCUUAUUUAGCCACUCUGCAGCUUGAUAGCAGCCUGUUGAUACCACCUAAAUACCAGGCCCCACCAGCAGCCGUACAGGGACAAGCUACACCAGGGAAUGCUGGGCCUUUGGCUUCAAAUUCAGGCUCAGCAGCACCCCCUGCUGGCAAUGCAUUCAAUCCCACCUCCAACGGCAGUUCCUCAAACACGGCCGCAGGUUCGGCCCCUGGCUCCUCGGUGCCCCCGGUCUCUGCAUCGUCCUCUGCUCCAGGCCUCAGCCAGAUCAGCACUACCUCUUCUUCCGGAUUCACCGGUAGUGUUGGAGUGCAGAACCCUGGCACGGGGGUCUCUGCAGAUAGAAGCCAAGCAAACAUCGGCUGCAGUGGAGACGCUGAGCCCGGGCAGAGCUCCUCUCAGUCCUCGCAGGAUGGACAGGAAAGUGUUACUGAAAGGGAGAGAAUAGGAAUCCCCACAGAGCCCGACUCUGCCGACAGCCAAGCCUACCCGCCCGCCGUGGUCAUCUAUAUGGUGGACCCGUUCACAUACACGGCCGAAGAGGACUCCACUUCUGGCAACUUCUGGUUGCUGAGCUUGAUGCGCUGCUACACAGAGAUGCUGGAUCAUUUGCCCGAGCAUAUGAGGAACUCUUUCAUUCUCCAGAUUGUGCCUUGCCAGUACAUGCUGCAGACAAUGAAGGAUGAACAAGUCUUCUACAUUCAGUACUUGAAGUCCAUGGCGUUUUCCGUGUACUGCCAGUGCAGGCGGCCUCUGCCCACACAGAUCCACAUCAAGUCCCUCACGGGGUUUGGGCCUGCAGCCAGCAUCGAGAUGACCCUCAAAAACCCAGAGCGGCCCAGCCCCAUCCAGCUUUACUCCCCUCCUUUUAUACUGGCCCCAAUCAAAGACAAGCAGACAGAGCUGGGCGAGACGUUAAGCGAGCCGAACCAGAAAUACAACGUGCUCUUUGUGGGCUACUGUCUGUCCCAUGACCAGCGCUGGCUUCUAGCUUCCUGCACUGACCUGCACGGGGAGCUGCUGGAGACCUGCAUUGUGAAUAUCGCUCUGCCUAACAGAUCUCGGAGGAGCAAAGUGUCAGCACGGAAAAUUGGACUACAGAAGCUCUGGGAGUGGUGCAUUGGGAUUGUUCAAAUGACGUCUCUGCCCUGGAGAGUUGUGAUCGGCCGGCUUGGGCGGCUGGGCCACGGGGAGCUUAAAGAUUGGAGUAUCCUGCUUGGAGAAUGUUCACUGCAGACAAUCAGCAAACAGCUCAAGGAUGUGUGCCGGAUGUGUGGCAUCUCGGCCGCAGACUCUCCUUCGAUCCUUAGUGCCUGCCUGGUUGCCAUGGAGCCGCAGGGCUCCUUUGUUGUCAUGCCAGAUGCUGUCACAAUGGGCUCUGUCUUUGGCCGAAGCACCGCCCUGAACAUGCAGUCGUCACAGCUCAACACGCCCCAGGACGCGUCCUGCACACACAUCUUGGUGUUCCCGACGUCCUCCACCAUCCAGGUGGCUCCGGCCAACUAUCCCAAUGAGGACGGGUUCAGCCCCAACAACGAUGAUAUGUUUGUUGACCUUCCGUUCCCAGAUGACAUGGACAAUGAUAUUGGCAUAUUAAUGACUGGGAACCUCCACUCACCUCCUAAUUCCUCCCCAGUCCCCUCCCCGGGCUCUCCUGGAAUUGGCGUGGGCUCUCAUUUCCAGCACAGUCGGAGCCAGGGCGAGCGACUCCUCUCCCGAGAGGCUCCCGAAGAGCUCAAGCAGCAGCCGUUGGCCCUCGGGUAUUUCGUGUCGACUGCCAAAGCCGAGAACCUGCCCCAGUGGUUCUGGUCAUCGUGUCCCCAGGCCCAGAAUCAGUGCCCCCUCUUCCUCAAGGCUUCGCUGCAUCACCACAUUUCGGUAGCACAGACGGAUGAACUUCUCCCUGCCAGGAAUUCGCAGCGGGUUCCCCACCCUCUGGACUCCAAAACCACAUCUGAUGUUUUAAGGUUUGUGCUGGAGCAGUACAACGCCCUGUCCUGGCUCACGUGCAACCCGGCCACGCAGGACCGGACCUCCUGCCUCCCCGUCCACUUCGUGGUGCUCACUCAGCUGUACAACGCCAUCAUGAAUACACUCUGAGAGCAGCACUUGUUCUCUCGGGCCCAGUUCCUUC